UGGCGGGCACCGGCCCCGUUGGCCGGGCCAUGGAUGGUGUGGACGUGACGAGCUUCUUUCUUCUGGUGUCAGUAACAGGCCUACUACCAUGAGCAAUCCUACUCAAGCUGCGGGUAUACAUAAGAAAAGAUUUUUAUCACAGUUCAUGAACAAUAAUGAGAAUGAUAAGAAGAAAUUUAAAGCAGACAGAUCACUAUGCUCCCCUUCACGUGUCCUUCAUAUUCGUCAAAUUCCAAGUGAUGCUACUGAAGCAGAAGUCAUUUCAUUAGGCAUGCCUUUUGGCAAAGUAACGAACUUCUUGAGGCUGAAACGAAAAUGUCAGGCAUUAUUGGAAAUGGAUUCUGAAGAAGCUGCUGCUGCUGUGGUGAACCACUGUAAUUAUUCUAUACCUCAUCUCCACAGUCAGCCUGUUUAUGUUCAGUAUUCCAAGCACAGAGAACUUAAGAUUGAAAGUUCACCAUAUCAGGCUAGAGCCCAAGCUGCACUGGAAGCUGAGAAUGCUAUGGAGCGUAGAAGCCAGGCUGUUCCAAGUACUUAUGCUGUUGAAGGUGGGCACCGUCCCUAUCAAGGUUCAGUUCUUCGAAUCAUUGUUGAAAAUCUUCACUACCCUCUCACUAUAGAAGUGUUGUAUCAGAUUUUUUCUAGGUUUGGAUCUGUCUUGAGGAUUGUUACCUUCACUAGAAACAAUCAGUUCCAAGCUUUGCUCCAGUAUGCUGAUCCAAUGAAUGCAUAUUAUGCCAAAAUGAAUCUGGAUGGCCAUAAUAUCUACGGUAUGUGCUGCACCUUGCAUAUUGAGUUCUCCAAGUUAGGUAGCCUUGAAGUGAAGUACAACAAUGAGAAAAGUAGGGAUUUCACUCGCCUUGAUCUUCCUUUUGGUGAUGGCCAGCAUCCUCCGGAGCUACCCAUGGCUCCUGCCUAUGGCACCCAAAAUUUCAUCAUCCCGUCAUAUACAGGGGCUCCUGGGUUUGCCCCAGCCAUGGCCUUUACUCCAGUUGCAAGUUAUUCCUUUCCAGUUGCUCCUGCACCACGUGGUUCUGUUGCUCCCACAUCAGCAGUGCCUGCACCAGUGGCUCUUCCUGCAGUUAAUACUGUUCCAGCCAAUUCUGUUUUACUAGUCAGCAACCUCAACCCUGAAGCUAUCACACCACAUGGACUUUUCAUCCUAUUUGGUAUGUAUGGUGAUGUACAUCGUGUGAAGAUCAUGUUUAAGAAGAAAAGCAACGCAUUGGUUCAGAUGGCAGAUGCAACCCAGGCUCAGUUAGCUAUGGGUCACUUGAAUGGACAGAAGCUUUAUGGAAGGGUCAUCCAUGCUACUCUUUCAAAACAUCAAAUAAUUCAGCUUCCUCCUGAGGGACAAAGGGGCAAUGGUCUGACGAAGGACUAUAGCAAUAGCCCUCUGCAUCGCUUUAGGAAAUCUGGCUCUAAGAACUUCCAAAACAUCUUUCCUCCAUCUGACACCCUGCAUCUCUCCAACAUCCCGCCUUUUGUUACUGUUGAGGACAUGGAAAACCUUUUUGAAAAAAUAGGAUCUACUGUGAAAGCCUUCAGAUUCAUCCAGAAAGACUGCAGAAUGGCUCUUAUCCAGCUGGGCUCUGUGGAAGAAGCAUUUCAUGCUCUCAUUGAGCUUCACAAUCAUGACCUUGGAGAAAAGCAUCACCUCCGAAUUUCCUUCUCAAAAUAUACAAUCUGACUUUUCUGUGAACUUUCCUUUUAAGGCUGCAUCACACAUUAAAUAAAAUCUUCAAAUAGAGACUGAAACAGCUGUAACCAGCUCUGUCUCUUAAAAGAAAAAGCUCAUUCGUACAUGCAGUUUUAGGUGAUUAUCUUUUCUGAUUUAGCUGCCAGUAUGUGAUCAAAGUUUAAUAUUCAUCCAUGGAAAAAUUCCUCUAUGAAAGUGCUUUAGCAACAAUAUUUAUCCCCAAGUUUCCUACAUAAAGAACAUCCCUUUAGCUUUUGUUUAAAAUCUGCCUUACAAAACACUUCAGAGAAUUUUUACAAUAUACCAAACAAAAAAUACUUCUAACAAAAAUAAUAGUCAAUCUACACUACACAGAUUAAACGCUAAUUUGAAUGUGAAAUAAUGCUUGGGUUUCUUGAAGAAAUGGAAGCACUGGCUGUGAGUGUCCUCUAAAUAGUAUUUAUGUCACCAGGGUAUGUGUUCAUAGUUUGGCAAAUCUUUACAAUAACUUCCUUUAAAAGCAAACUGUGCUGUUCAUAUGGGUUAAAUUAUUAGAGAACAGGCAGUGCCUUCUCACUGUAUAAAUAUGUAAAAGAUAUUUGACAAGUUUCUUCAAGAUGUGCUAUCAGACACCUAGCUUGACUUAGCCCCGGCAUUAAUUUCUUUUUCCUAUGAAGCGAUGUAUGAUAGUGCUUUAGAGAAAAUGGGAAAAUAGUCCUGAAAUCAGUGAAUUUUUUUACAUUUCUUUAAAGAAUAAAAUGUUUACAAUCUUAUUGAAAAUAUUCAGGUCUUUGAUGGUUUGAUAACUUUUUAAGAACUUAUUUUUGUUAAGGUCAUCUUUGGAGCAGAAAAAUUGAACCUCAAGAGUUUUUAGUACCACUAUAAUGUCUAAUACUUAAAUUCCUAUGUAUUUACUUAAUUUCUUAUUAUGUGCCUUACUAUAUGCUUAUGAUAGAAUAGCUUAGAGUUUUCUCUGAAGUGUCUUGAAAAAUACAUUGUGGGCUUUCUCUUUGUGGUCUUCUUAGAAAUGUUUUCCUUGAUACUUUUGUUCCCACAGAGUAAUCUGAAUUCCAGUCUUUUGUGCUUCGGUAUAGAGAUUGGAUAGAAGUGGGAAUGACUUUAACGAGUUUAAGUGAGAAUGAGUUUAACUUCUUGUGUAAUUGUGUGGGGAUUCUUCAAAUUUACCUGGUUGCAGUUACUUGAUGCCAGUACUUGGCUGAAAAAAAUGCACUAAAAAAAACCUGUAUAGAAAGACUACACAGCAAAUUUCACCCCAGUUUCUGGACUUCAUCUAACAUUUUAAGAGACAUCCGAGUUGCUGCAUUUUUCUCCCAGUAUUAAUCUUUUAAGUAAUAAAUAGCUGUCAUUCUUUCUCUUGUAAGUAGGCAGAAAUAUUUGAUAGUGAGUGCAUAUUUCUCUUUGGAGAAUAUGCUGAGAUAGAGUUAGCUUUGGUGUUUAAAGUACAUAUAAACUUUUGUGACUUUUAUUUCAAAAAAUUAAAUGUCAUUAUUAAAAAUUUUCUUUCUUGUGUUAACUACCUUUUAGAGAGGUAUUCCUCUCAAGCAUAACAUUUAUUAACUUCUAACUCCUGCUGAAAUGUUUAGCCACUUCUGUUUUUUUUAAUAAAUUUGUAUAAAUU
Pezoporus flaviventris is the source of this 3317-nucleotide messenger RNA. It is a transcript of the gene PTBP3, whose product is annotated as polypyrimidine tract binding protein 3. Gene Ontology annotation, cellular component: nucleus. The record is from RefSeq and is a predicted model, not a curated record. The coding region runs from base 89 to 1690 and encodes 533 amino acids. Gene Ontology annotation, biological process: regulation of RNA splicing; mRNA processing. NCBI's taxonomy places the organism in Eukaryota, Metazoa, Chordata, Aves, Psittaciformes, Psittacidae. The transcript has 14 exons. Gene Ontology annotation, molecular function: mRNA binding.